CACGGAACUGCAGUGACUGCAAGUUUACAUUUCAUAGAUCAUUGUGUCUUCUGCUGGUCUCUCACCGUUGUCUACAUCCCUACUGGCCUGUUCAUCAUGAUGCCGUCGAUAAAGCGACAAGCUUCUGACAGCUUCAGCCAACCGCAAGCAUUGGUAAAGAGACAGAAGUCUAGUUCAGAUCUGAACGACAACAAGGCCCUGACUGUUGGCGCAAAAGAUCAAAAUGGCACUCUCGUGCCCUCUGCCCUUCGCACCAGCGGGCUAGCCGCUCCCAUCAUGGAACUGACGGGCCACUCGGGGGAGGUUUUCGCAACAAGAUUUGAUCCCACUGGUCAACACAUCGCCUCUGGGUCCAUGGACCGGUCAAUAAUGCUUUGGAAUACAUAUGGACAUUGUGAAAAUUACGGAAUUAUGACUGGCCACAAGGGUGCCGUGUUAGAUCUGCAAUGGUCCCGCGAUUCAAGAACGAUUUACUCCGCUUCCGCCGACAUGACUAUUGCGAGCUGGGACCUCGAAACGGGUUUGAGGAUGCGCAAACACGUCGGUCACGAGGAGGUUAUAAACUGCCUGGACUUGAGUAGACGUGGUCAAGACCUCCUACUCAGUGGCAGCGAUGACGGCUGCAUCGGGAUUUGGGAUCCUCGCCAGAAAGCGGCAGUCGAUUACAUCGAAACCGAUUUCCCCAUUACAGCAGUGGCCAUGGCAGAGCAGGGCCAUGAGAUCUACUCGGGAGGUAUUGACAACGAUAUCAAGGUCUGGGAUGCUCGCAAAAUGGAGGUCACCUACACCCUGAGUGGCCAUCAAGACACUAUCACCUCGUUGGAAGUAUCACCUGACUCGCAAACAUUACUAUCGAAUUCCCAUGACUCCACUGUGCGGACUUGGGAUAUUAGGCCAUUCGCCCCAGUCGAUCGGGCUGUACAGACAUAUGAUGGCGCUCCUUCAGGCUUUGAAAAGAACCUGAUACGGGCCAGCUGGAAUCCCCAAGGCGACAAGAUCUGCGCUGGGGCAGGCGAUCGGACGGUAGUGAUCUGGGACACUGCAUCCGCAAAAUUACUUUAUAAACUCCCCGGGCACAAAGGAACGGUCAACGACGUCCGUUUCUCGCCUACCGAAGAACCAAUCAUUGUUUCCGGCUCGACCGAUCGCAACCUCAUUCUCGGUGAGUUAGGAAGAUGAAGACUUGGCAGCAUCGUCGAACAGAGAUGCCUCCUAGCACCGUCUCAUCCGCAUAAGCAAUCGUCCUUCUGUUGUAGGUUUGGGGUUUCUCGAUUACAAUACCAAUUCUGAAACCCCUGCCAUAGCGCCAUGAACGCCAAAGAGCUAUACCUAACGUCCAAUCCCUCUCAAACUUGAGCAGUCACUGCCCACGUGCAUUUGUGACGUUUGGGAAAUGGACCCUAGCGAAAAGUGCAUACUAUCGUGGCAUCGCUGCUGGUACAGGUGUUCGCUUCCGCAUGGAGACGCCCAAGAAUCCUUUGUGUUCUUGUCGGCAACUUCAAAAUGCAAAUUGUCCCGAGAUUGCCAGGACACUAACCCAAGUCAUUCAUCCUUAUGUCCUGGUCUUUGCAAGGGACGACAAAUCGAGCUCGGCCACGAUAUCAGGAGCCCUUCGUCAAGGGGCCGGCGCCGCCUUUGAAAUAUUCUCAAAUAAUUACUUUCAUACAAUGGCGCCACGCGCGCGAUUCCAGCGCCUUCUGCUUAUAUUUGGAGAAGAAAAGAACAGAGCUCAUCUAAUAAAAAAAGGCUCAUGGUUGCGUAUAGAGCAAAGAUUACAAAACUCCGUUAAUUACACAUCUCACAGAACACAGAGAUCCUUUUCGGAAACUCCUUGGCGUCAACCUGACCUCCAUUACAGCUGUAGGUUGGCCAUGGCUUGAGCCGCUUCCUUCAACUCCACCUCGCUGGGAUAAUUUACGAUCAUGAGAUACAACACAUCCGACCUCAUCAAGCCUUUGAUCCCCCCUUGCGGAGCUCUCUUGGUCAGACCACUGGCAUCGUAGCGCGGCUCGCGGCCCCUCGAAACACGUCUUGCAUCUUUGAAGUUGCGUUUGCGUGCCCGUCUCUCAGCCUUCAUUCGAUCCGCUUCAGUCGUGUCGAUUUUCCCACCGCUCAGCAAGGCUAUCAAGCUGCCGCUGUUGGCGGGAUGGUUGGGAUCACUGAAGCGCGACGCAAAUUGUCUUUCCUGAUACACGUUCAGUUUGGAUCCCGGAUUCGCCUUCUCGAACUUGGCUUGGGCCCGGCGGUCGAAAUAGUCACCAAGUCUCUUGCCGCUGCGCUUGAAUGCAUUCUCUUUCUCGCUCUCCGGCAAAGCGUCCAGCUCUGGGAAGAUGAGAGGGGCGGACUCGGGUAUCUCGAUUUCUCUCGAAGAACCUGCCGCGUUAGCGAACCGACCUCCACGGCCCGAAUCCCGAGUUGCGAUCGAGGUUACCACAUUGGUAUUCAUGUUGACAUUCUGGACCAGAUCGUCGGACUCGGGUUUGUAUGCCAUAACCAAGGCAUAGAGGCCUCGGGGCUUGAAAAAGGUCUCGUUCAUGUUGUCAAGAUAUUUGUUAGACUGAUAUUUCACAUAUUGUCUACGUGACAGCUCCACGCUCGUGUGGACAACCAUGGCACCGACGUGGACAAAAAACAUGGGGCCAACUGCGAUGUCGCUAGCGAUGACUGCUCCGGCGCAAGCCAGGUUGAAAGCAUGAAAAAGUGGAUGCAGCUGAACGACCACGAAAGUCAGUAUACAUGGUCACAGCAUUAGUGCCGAGGAAAGGAGGCCAUACCUGAAUCGCUUUUCCAAAUCCAUCUAGGAAGUCGACAAACUCGUCCUGCUCGACCCCGCAAGUCUGAAGCAUAGGCGCAUAGGCGCGAACGAAGCCUCGUUCUUUGUUCUUCGGCCGACGCUGAGGCAGGAUAACAGGCAUAUCGAGUUUCCCGGCAACUGGCGAAUAUUCGGGGGGUGGGUGUAUCUUCAUGAAGGCGUCUAUCACUUGGUCGACGUUGCGAGCAUCGUCAAGUUGAAUGACCUCUUUGGAUUUCGGCGCAAUUGACUGCUGAACUUCGUCGAGUUCUUGUGCUGCUUCCUCGCCGUCGGACGACUCGACUGAUGAGGUGUCUGAAAGGUCGGCUUCUUCCUUGGCUGGGGAGGGGACUUGUAGAUGAGUCUGAGCCGUCGUGGUCUUUUUGGCGUCGUGAUCGGCCAUGGCCUCACGUGCAAGGCCAUAGGCGCCGGUCACGCCUUUCGCGAGAAGUUUGAUGGGGAACAUGUUGAGACUUCCUUCACAGACUUGCGAAAGUAUCUAGGUCGAGUUCCUGUGCGGAUUAGGUUGAAGGAUUGAUCGCUUCGCAAUUGAUGGGAGAGUUCUGAAUGAUAUGCGAGGACUUGAGGACCGCAUGCUGCUCAUCAUUAUAUACCCUUUCGAAUAGUGGAGAGAGGAGACUGCUGGAUGUUGUCUAUCAGGAGAACUGCACGAGGAGCACCUGAAGUUGAAAUGUGAGGCAGUGUCUCUCUCGAGGAAUACUCCAAUCUAGGCCCUAUACAGCGACCCUCACCUCGUGAGAUCGCGGAGAUUUCCU
Messenger RNA from Cladophialophora immunda, 3567 nucleotides. RefSeq lists its product as uncharacterized. Gene Ontology annotation, cellular component: catalytic step 2 spliceosome. The coding region runs from base 97 to 1179 and encodes 360 amino acids. The record is from RefSeq and is a predicted model, not a curated record. The transcript has 3 exons. NCBI's taxonomy places the organism in Eukaryota, Fungi, Ascomycota, Eurotiomycetes, Chaetothyriales, Herpotrichiellaceae. Gene Ontology annotation, molecular function: RNA binding; protein binding.